UUUAUAUUAUAAGCUGAAUCUUACAUGCAUUUUGAUUGGUUCUCAUCUAUGAUCUAUUAGAUGACAGAUACAUAGAUGAAGUCACCAUCAAAAUCCUUUUGCUUUGUUAUCGUACAAGAAAUAGCUAUCAUGUUGUGGGUCUGAUGGUAAUAGAUCACAGAAAACGUCAACGUAUGCAGGGCUGUAGCCAGACUUCAGAAGAAGACAAGGCAAGUUUCGAGCGCCGAAGGCGUGAGCCGCAAGGAGAGUAGUCGGGCGGGGGACUAGUCUAGCGGUCGACUAGUCCCCCGCCAGGAGACUAGUCUGGGGGCAUGCCCCUCAUAACAUUUUGAAAUCUAGAGGUUCAGAAAUGCUCUUUUAAUUAUUUUCCGCGCAUUCUUUUUCAGAAAAGUCAAUCUUAAAAAAAAAAAAGGGCAAGAUCGAGGCGAGGCAAUUGCCUUGCCUUGCCUCAUGCUAGCAACAGCUCUGAUGUGGUUUGAAGACCAAGUGAAACGCUCGGUUGCGCCGUUUUUACGACAUUAUUUUUGACGUCAUUUGUGAUCUAUCACUGCACUGAACGCGCUCCCCUGAUUACAUCACCGAAAACCAGAUAGAUCAUUUUUGUAUUGCCCGAAAGUUCAGAAGAUCAUUACAUGAUGUCAGGGCUAUGAGGGGAGCAGACGUCGGUAGCGACCAUCAUCUACUAGUAAAUGAAAAAAACUGAAGCUUAAGCGGUGUCAUGCUCAACAGCAAGCAAGAACCAAGUACAAUGUGACACACCUGAGGGAUCCUUCAGUUGCAGAGGCUUUCCAAAUCAACCUUAGGAACCGGUUUCAAGCACUGGAAGAAAUUGAAAAUGAAGACGGUACAAUUGACACGCUCUGGGAACUUCUAAAGAGCUCAUGGAUUAGUACCUGUGAGGGCACCUUAGGAAGGCAGCAGUCCCAAAACAAGGAUUGGAUCUCAAUGGAUACUCUGAAGAAAGUGAGAGCAAGGAAGUGCAAGAAAGAGCGGGUAAACAACAGCCGGACACGUGCAGAAAAGUCACAGGCGCAGAAGGAAUACGAUGCGGCGCAUAAGGAAGCUAGAAAGAGUUCUCGAAAGGAUAAGAGAUGCUAUAUAGAGAACCUAGCAAAGGAGGCGGAGGAUGCCGCAGCAAAAGGGAACAUGAAAGACCUGUAUUACACCACAAGAAAGGUAGCUGGGAAAUUUUGUCAUGUUAAUCAUACCAUCAAGGACAAACAAGGAAAUAUUCUGACCACUACAGAAGAACAGCUGCAUAGAUGGGUCCAGCAUUUUGGAGAGGUCCUGAACAGGCCACCCCCGGAUGAAGGAACCGAUAUCCCAGAAGCUGAACAUUUAUUCCCAGUAAACUGUGCCAUACCUUCGAGGAGAGAGAUUAGUAGCGCCAUUAGGAAGAUGAAAGACGGAAAGGCAGCAGGUACCGACAACAUUCCAGCGGAAGCAUUCAAAGCAGACAUCAACACCACCACAGAGGUCCUACAUGAACUGUUCAAGAGCAUCUGGGAGGACGAGAAAUCACCUACUGAGUGGAAAGAGGGACUUAUAGUUAAACUGUCCAAGAAGGGUAACCUCAGGGACUGUGAUAAUCAUCGAGGUAUUACUUUGUUAUGCACAGCAAGUAAAGUCUUCAACCGAAUUGUGUUAGAGCGGCUAAGAUCGGCAGUGGGUGGAAGACUGAGGGACCAGCAAGCUGGAUUUAGGUAAGCUAGAUCAUGCGCACU
Molecule: messenger RNA, 1724 nt
Organism: Stylophora pistillata
Lineage: Eukaryota; Metazoa; Cnidaria; Anthozoa; Scleractinia; Pocilloporidae
Source: RefSeq, a predicted model, not a curated record